Messenger RNA from Histoplasma mississippiense, 354 nucleotides. RefSeq lists its product with no specific name. The coding region runs from base 1 to 354 and encodes 117 amino acids. The record is from RefSeq and is a predicted model, not a curated record. The transcript is spliced from 5 exons. Lineage: Eukaryota; Fungi; Ascomycota; Eurotiomycetes; Onygenales; Ajellomycetaceae.
AUGGCGGAGGACCAGAACCAGGAACAGGACAGGAACCGAAAGGCCAGGGGACCACCUGCGAUCGCGGAAUCGAGCCUAGACGCUCAACUCCGAAUCAACGGUGGAUGGCAGGCUGAGACAGGUGAUGGGACAAACGUCGUGGAGAUAAGAUGGGAACUAACCUUAUUGCAUCGCGGCAUGGCGCAUUGUGGUAUUUACAUGUUGCCGGGGAUGCAAUUGACAGCCCCAGGAACCGAAAUUCUUGUGAGACAAAGCGUAAGCUACUACGGAGUAAAAAAGUCAAAGUUGCCGACGAUAGUAACUUAUAUUACUAUUGUUGGGGGCUUGAAAGAUAGAGGUGUUGAUGAUCCGUGA